CUCUCUCUCUCUCUCUCUCUAAGGUACCAAACAAAAGAAGAAGAGAUGGAACCGAAUCCAGCUGCAACAGUAACAAAGAAACUAUGGAACUAUGUAAGGACAGUGUUCUUCAUGCUGAGGAAAGGUGUCUCCAAGCGCAAACUAAUGAUGGACCUUCACCUCAUGAUGAAACGUGGCAAGAUCGCAGGGAAGGCCAUCGGGAACCUUAUGUUCCACCACCAGCACUCCAACUCCAUCUGCCAAUGGCACGAUGCGAAUCUUUCCUUCGUCGCACCUACUCAUUACGAGUUUAGCUGCAGUAACAGCCCCGCCUUCCCUCCCUCUUCUUCUUUCUUCCCAUUCCACAUCAGCAAACGCAAGACCUCCCAGAACCACUCUCAGUCUCACCAUUACUUCUCAUGUAUGCACCCGACGGCCACCGACGACGACUUAACGUCCGUCAAUGCGAUGCAAAAAGUGCUGGAGAUGUUGAACGUCCAUGACAUAACGGAGGGGUCUCCUAUACCGUCACCGUUUCCUGCGUUCGGAAAGAGUCCGAUGGUGAGGGAGUUGAGGAUAACGGACUCGCCGUUUCCUUUAACGAAUGCUGACGAGGACAGCCACGUAGAUAAGGCUGCAGAGGAGUUCAUUCAGAAGUUCUACAACAACCUGAGAUUACAAAAUAGGAUGGCCGAGAAAAAAGCUUAAGGUGUUGAGCCCGACGAGGAUCGUCCGAGCUCUGGUUUUUUCCGGCCAGAGUUGUGAUUUGGCUUUCGCCUCUCUUCGUUCUUUGUCUCUGAUUUUUUUUUUUUUUUAGGGUAAAACCGUAAAAUUGUCUCUAAUGUCAUAAUUCCUUGGGAACAAUAAAUAAUGUUUGAUGUGAUUGCUAUUUUUCA
Molecule: messenger RNA, 875 nt
Organism: Macadamia integrifolia
Lineage: Eukaryota; Viridiplantae; Streptophyta; Magnoliopsida; Proteales; Proteaceae
Exons: 1
Coding region: 46-687 (213 amino acids)
Source: RefSeq, a predicted model, not a curated record